AUGACUCCAGUUGUCCUCUUUGUCGUCCUCCUCUCGCUGACAGCUGUUGCUCUGGGUGCAGCUGAUGAAGGAGAUGAUGGAGACUCAUCUCAGGACGUCUCUGAAGUCAUUGCAAGAGCAAAUGCUGGCAUACGAACGAGGCUGAUUUAUGACGACAUUGCCCUAAACAGGAAAAGGAACGCUGUCCCCUGCACUGCUGCAGGCUGCAAAUGGCCUAAAAGUGGAUACUAUGUAACAGUCCCUUACACCAUCUCCUAUCGAUACUCCACAUACGAGCGCAACUUAAUCAUCAGUACUCUGGAGUCCUUCCACAGGUCCACUUGUGUUCGCUUUCGGAUGAGGACCUCGAAGCAUCGCGAUUACCUACACUUCUUCUCUGGAACUGGGUGCUGGUCCUACCUGGGCCGUCAGGGAGGAAAACAGGAUGUCUCCCUGAAGAGAAAAAGCUGUAUACGCACAAGCACGGUGCAGCACGAGGUUCUCCAUGCUCUCGGCUUCCACCACGAGCAAGUCCGCUCUGACAGAGACGACUACGUCAACAUCAACUACAAGAACAUCGAGUCAGGAAAGGAAUCCAACUUCCAGAAGGUGCAGACCAACAACCUGGGAACUCCCUAUGACUUCCAGUCCGUCAUGCAUUACAGCAGGUACGCCUUCUCCAAAAAUGGGAAUCCCACCAUCGUUGCCAAGAGCAACCCAAACCUUAACUUCGGACAUGCCAGGACGUUGAGCGCCAAUGACAUUGCCCGUGUCAACAGGCUGUACUGCUGA
Scomber scombrus (Atlantic mackerel) is the source of this 771-nucleotide messenger RNA. RefSeq names its product low choriolytic enzyme-like. The record is from RefSeq and is a predicted model, not a curated record. Gene Ontology annotation, molecular function: zinc ion binding; metalloendopeptidase activity. The transcript has 8 exons. Gene Ontology annotation, biological process: proteolysis. Bases 1 to 771 code for a protein of 256 amino acids. Lineage: Eukaryota; Metazoa; Chordata; Actinopteri; Scombriformes; Scombridae.